AUGGCAGGCUUCCUGUAUCUUGGCAGCAUCGCCAAGCAUGCCGCCUUACCAGUGGCAGCACACGCGCUUCCGCCUACCGACGACGCAUCUGGCAUGGCGAUCCCGCCGAGUCGAGAUCGGUGGUAUCGCGCCGUCGACGGGCUCCGCCCACCACAGAACGGCGGCCUGAUCAAAAUUCGGGCUGCGCCAGGCAACCUAUCAUCGAUGCUGCGCAACCUGGACUGGUCAGACCAGAUCCUGUAUCGUACUCUCGACGCAAAUGGGACGUCAACUUGGGCCGUCACCACCGUGCUCGUCCCCAAGACUGCGGACCCCGCGCGGCCCGCGGUCGUGUCUUACCAAAUGUCCCAGGACUCGGCCUCUCUCGAUGCCAGUCCCAGCUAUCUGCUAUCGACGGCCAACGAGAAUGUACGAUAUGACAUUCUGGACCGCAUGUUGCUCAAAGGUUGGCAAGUGGUCGUCCCAGACUACGAGGGUUCGUUGGCCGCCUUUGGAGCGGGCAAACUGGCCGGACACGCGACGCUCGACUCCAUCCGCGUCGUCCACUCCCUCGCCGACGAGCGGUAUGGCAUGAACAAGACCAAGGCUCUCUACUCCGCCUGGGGAUAUUCCGGCGGCGCUCUCGCCACAGCCUGGGCAUACAAGCAAUGGUUCGGCCACGCCAACGAGCUCGGCGACCGACUCACCUCCUACGUGAUUGGAGGCUUGCCCGCCGACCUCCUCGAGACGCUGCAUUCGCUAGACGGAACGAUGGGCAACGGGCUCGCCAUCAACGCCAUCUCCGGCCUGAUGAGCCAGUACCCCCAGUUCAACGAGACGAUCCGCUCCCACGCCAAGACCACUGGCCCGCUCAACAUCACCGCCUUUGACCGGGUCAAGACGCAGACGUUCAGCGAGUCCCUCAUCAGGUACGCUCGCCAUAACAUCAGUGACUACUUCGUCGGUGGCCUGGACGCGGUGGUCCGGGAAUUACAGAAAGUCGGUUUCGACAAGGAGGUUUCGCUGCUGGACCUGCCGGAGGCGCUGCCGCGCGACCUGAACAAGCACGCGAUCCUGCUGUACCACGCGCUCGCCGACGAGGUCGCCCCGAUCAGGCCCGUCGACGAGCUAGUCAGAAACUGGUGCAAUGCCAGCCACAGGAUCGAGUUCCACCGGCUGCAGGGAGGCGGACACGUCCAGAAUGGUGACAGGGGGAUAGAAUCUGCGAUAGAAUGGAUCACGGAACGGUUCAGGUCGGGCUUCGAGACGGGAGCGCAGGGAAGGAUAAUACCAUAG
This is a messenger RNA of Cordyceps fumosorosea ARSEF 2679, 1275 nucleotides long. RefSeq names its product Lipase, secreted. The coding region runs from base 1 to 1275 and encodes 424 amino acids. Lineage: Eukaryota; Fungi; Ascomycota; Sordariomycetes; Hypocreales; Cordycipitaceae. Gene Ontology annotation, molecular function: triacylglycerol lipase activity. The record is from RefSeq and is a predicted model, not a curated record. Gene Ontology annotation, biological process: lipid catabolic process. The transcript has a single exon.